AUGAAGUCAUCGGUGGUUUUGCAACAGGCCGACGUGUGGAAUAGGCGGGUGCUCGGCGCUGCUUUGGUGAAUAGCGACUUGUGCCAGCCGGAGCUCGACAACCUUGCGGGGGCCCGAAUGCUGACCCUUGGUGUGGCCGGUGAGCCCCCAGUAUCGGCCGUUGCAUUGGCACCCGAGGUCGAGCUUGAACGACUUGAUGACAUACAUAAAGGGUCGGAGUUGGGUCCUUGCGAACCGUUGACGAAGGAACCCUUGCGGAAUUUCGACGUAUUUAAAGACUUGAGCAGACUGCGACUCUUCCACGAUCCUAAGCAAAGUGCUCCUUACGCGCAGUCUGUGGUGUGCAAUGAACUUAGAAAGUUCUUGACAACUGUGGUGAAGCCCGAGCAAGUGGACAAGUGGGUAGACUCGGAAACCGCGGAUAAGGUGUGGACGGAUGUGUUCGGUAGAGUCGAGUCCGAGCUGCAUGCCCAGGACACGGGCGAUGCUCAGCUGGAGCUGUUUGCGUCGAGAAGGCUGGAGCAGGGGGAGUUGCCGAGUCUCCUGCCAAACGUGCCAGAAGAGUGGAGAGAGGUGAUGCGGAGGUCGGCGGUCAGAUCAGACCGGCUGAGCCCAGACUGGUUCUGCCCCUCAGGAGUUGUUCUGCCGUCAGUCUGUUGGGACGUCGAGUCGGGUCGCGGAUGGCGGUCCGGUUCGCGCCGAAUGAAGCUGGCGCUAGGCAGUGCACUUACCGGUGCGCUGCUCACCGCGGUCGGAUGUGUCUGGUACUUCUGGCCGUCGGCAAAGGAGCACGAGGUUGCGGUCAAUACGGUUGCCAAUUUGACGACUGCUACUGCUAACUUGACGACUGCUACUGCUAACUUGACGACUGGUCCUGCUGCUAACUUGAUGACUCCCGCAACAACUCCGGCGGUGACCGUGCCGGGGAUGUCGUUAGCGGAAUUGCUGGCGAUAGAAGAGUCUUGCAGUGCGUGCGGCUAUAAUUACUGCACCUCACACCUGACCCUCCGUAAUCCUGACUACUUCAACGGGUGGCACCGAAAUGCAUUUCUUUGUCUCAUUUACGACGGGAAUGACUUCAGGCGUGUCUGUUACAGAUACGGAGAGGAUACCGGCGUGGAUUUCCUUCGGCUUAGAGAAGGGCUCGUCCAUGAUCGCAGGAACGGAGGGUACCAGACCAAUAACUAA
This is a messenger RNA of Gregarina niphandrodes, 1188 nucleotides long. RefSeq names its product putative transmembrane protein. Lineage: Eukaryota; Apicomplexa; Conoidasida; Eugregarinorida; Gregarinidae. The record is from RefSeq and is a predicted model, not a curated record. The transcript is spliced from 2 exons. The coding region runs from base 1 to 1188 and encodes 395 amino acids.